Molecule: messenger RNA, 2163 nt
Organism: Varanus komodoensis (Komodo dragon)
Lineage: Eukaryota; Metazoa; Chordata; Lepidosauria; Squamata; Varanidae
Product: transmembrane protease serine 9-like
Exons: 11
Coding region: 1-2163 (720 amino acids)
Biological process (GO): proteolysis
Molecular function (GO): serine-type endopeptidase activity
Source: RefSeq, a predicted model, not a curated record
AUGAAUUCAGCAGUAAGGAGAGCCAUUCCGGAUGAGGCCAGGUCCACUGCCACCUAUUACUAUACACUGAUUCUGGGUGUCCAUGAGCUCUCAAACCACACCAAUGCCAUGGUAGAAUCCAACGUGCAAAAAAUUAUCCUACACCCGGACUAUGAUGGCAAGGCUGCCUCCAGUGGGGAUAUCGCUUUACUUAAACUGCUGACUCCUGUGAAAUUCACUGACUACAUCUUCCCCAUCUGCCUGCCCAACCCUUCCAUACAGCUUCCUCAGAAAACAGACUGCUGGGUCUCUGGAUGGGUAGAUACUCAAGGAGGAGAGCCAUUGCCAAAUCCAUUUGCCAUGCGGGAAAUGAAAGUGUCACUCAUAAGCCGAGGCACCUGCAACAAUCUCUAUAAAGCUGAUGCACAUGGCACAUUGGAUAAGGAUCCUAUCAAGCCUGAUGAGAUCUGUGCUGAGUACCCAGAAAAUGGGAAGGAUGCCCACCUGAGUUCUAUUUUGCACUGCAAAUCAGUAAUAAAUCCUCUUGCAUUCUCUCCUUGCUCCACAGUCUGUGGACAACCGGUGAAUUCUCCACGAAUUGUUGGGGGCCAAGCAGCUGCUGAUGGGUCCUGGCCCUGGCAAGUCACCAUUUUACGACGUGGCUAUUUCAUUUGUGGGGGUUCUCUCAUAGCCAAUGAGUGGGUUCUGUCAGCAGCUCACUGCUUCUUUCGAUACCCCAAUAGCCCAUAUCUUGUGCUGCUGGGUACCUAUCAGCUCUUCAACCUGACAAGUAAUGUGACUGUCUCCAGAGUGCAGAAGAUUAUCCUCCACCCUGACUAUAAUGGCCAUGUUGGUUCCUUAGGAGAUAUUGCUUUACUUAAACUGCAGACUCCUGUGGAAUUUACAGGCGACAUCCUGCCCAUCUGCCUGCCAGGCGCUUGUGUAGAAUUCCCUCCAGACACAGACUGCUGGGUCACUGGAUGGGGAAUGAUUAAAGAAGGAGUGCCUUUGUACCCACAAGUCCUCCAGGAAUUGAAGGCGCCACUCAUAAGCCAAAAGGCCUGCAAUGAUAUUUUUAACAAUGCCUCAUCCAAAGACAUGGCCAUGGAUCCUAUCAAGGCUGGUAUGAUCUGUGCUGGUUUCCCAGAAGGUGGAAAGGAUUCCUGCCAGGGAGACUCUGGAGGACCCUUGGUUUGCAAACUUGGAGAAAGUUGGACCCAAGCUGGAAUUGCGAGCUUUGGAGUAGGGUGUGCCAGACCGCACUACCCUGGUGUCUACACAUCAGUGCCUUACUAUGCUAAAUGGAUCGAUUAUAUUAUGGCCAGUGGUGGUGGUGGGCAGAGUGGGGAUAGAGAGUGCGGAAAGCCAGUGAUACAAUCUCCACGAAUUGUUGGGGGUCAGCCAGCCUCCAAUGGCUCAUGGCCCUGGCAAGUCAGCAUUCUUCAAGACAAUAGGUUUAUCUGUGGAGGUUCCCUCAUUGCUGACCAGUGGGUACUUUCAGCAGCUCACUGCUUCUUUGGACGUACAGCCAUCAACCAAUACAAGGUCCUGCUGGGGGCCUACCAGCUCUUGAACCUCAUAAAUACAGUGGUCGUCUCUGGCGUAAGACAGAUAAUCCUCCAUCCUGACUACACGAACAGUAUCGACUCCAGUGGGGAUAUAGCUUUGCUGAAACUGAACACUCCUGUGCAGUUCACGAACUUUAUCCUGCCCAUCUGCCUACCAGCCUCUUCUGUGCGAUUUUCUCCAAAUGCAGACUGCUGGGUCACAGGAUGGGGAGAUAUUCAAACAAAAGUGAACCUGCCACCACCGCUAACCCUCCAGGAACUGAAGGUGCCACUGAUCAGUCGAACUAUAUGCAACUAUCUCUAUAACCAUUUCCCAGUUAUAGACCUGCCCAGGAACCCUAUCAAGCUUGACAUGAUCUGUGCCGGAAGCGUGGAAGGUGGGAAGGAUUCCUGCCAGGGAGACUCCGGGGGACCCCUGGUUUGCAAUCUCCCAGAAGGUUGGACCCAGGCUGGCAUUGUCAGCUGGGGCUUUGGGUGUGCCCAGCCCGGUCACCCUGGUGUCUACACUUUUGUGCCUUUCUAUGCCGACUGGAUCCAAAAGACGAUGAACGGUGGAUUGCAAAGUGCCCCUCUUGCAACACUCCUCUUGCUGCCUCUUGCACUGACCCUCCUGUGA